AUGAAGACUGCCGUUGGUGUUAUUUUCACGGCUGCAUUAGGCACUGCCUUGCCCCAUGUAGAUAGGUCAACUACGACGUUUUCCUCCCGCAGCACUGAUGCAGCUAAUGAAUCGACCCCCCCUUGGGUUGAGUAUAAAGGCGACAUUGGCGCUUGCAAUAGGGCUUUCAGCAAAAGAGCUACUCGUCAGGAUGUCGAGGAAGCUUGUGGCACCGAGUUUUUCUGCGACCUGUGGGACACAGACUAUGGUCCCGACUACCUGAAAGACAUGUCGGAGCGAUAUGGCUACGCGAAUAAGGCGGAAUGCCUCGCUGCCCACACCAAGCCCCCUUGGGUUGAGUAUGAAGGCGACUAUCCAACCUCGGACAGUGUGGCUUUCAGCGUCAAGACCCACUACAACACCAACUGCGCUGGUAGUGUCAACAACAACGUCGACAUCAAGCCAGGGAAUGGAGUCUGUGUCAACACGAACUGCCGUGUCGGCAGCCUCGAAAUUCCAAGCGUCGGAAGCUGCCCGAACGGCCAAGUUCGAAUCAGCUACUGGCAGAAUGCCGAUUGCGCGGGCGACUGGUACGGUUACGGCUACGGAAGCAGAGAUACCUGCCGCGGACUGUGGUCCAACGGCUGGGGCUUCAAGUCCCUGUGGCUGUCGUGCGCCGAGCCCGACAGCGACUGCAUCCAGCAGGGAACCUGCACCGCCGCCCCAGAGCCGUCCACGGAGGUCUGCCGUGCCACGGCGGACGCUGACACGACAGACGCUGACACGACAGACGCCUUCCAUCUCAAGACCCGGUACAGCACAAAAUGCACCGGUGACGUCCACAACGAGGUCACCGUCCCGCACGGAGACGGCCAGUGCAUCGACACAAACUGCGCCGUGGGAAGCCUGGAUAUCGACAAUGUCGGGAACUGCCCUGAUGGAGAGCUGCGAAUCAGCUACUGGGAGCAGUCUGGGUGCUCGGGCAAGUGGUUUGGAUACGGCUACGGCAGUAGGAAUACCUGCCGGCCGCUGUGGUCUGGAGGCUCGAGCUUCAAGUCCCUUUGGGUGAGCUGUGCAAAGCAACGCGAUGACUGUGUCAGUCGGGGAACCUGCUCCAUUGACGAAGUGCCAAGUCGCCCUGUUUGCUGA
This is a messenger RNA of Beauveria bassiana ARSEF 2860, 1128 nucleotides long. RefSeq lists its product as uncharacterized. The coding region runs from base 1 to 1128 and encodes 375 amino acids. The record is from RefSeq and is a predicted model, not a curated record. NCBI's taxonomy places the organism in Eukaryota, Fungi, Ascomycota, Sordariomycetes, Hypocreales, Cordycipitaceae. The transcript has a single exon.